AUGGAUCAAGAGGCUCCACUGCAACCGCAAAGCAGACCGCUACUGACUCAGAAGCCAAAACGGACGGUAACUCUGGGUGCCUGUGUCGCAUGUAGGAAACGAAAAUCCAAGUGCGAUGGCAGCCGUCCGGUGUGUACCUGCUGUGCACAGAAGGACACCGAAUGUGUAUAUGAGUUGGGCCCAAACGAGAAGCCGUCACAGGCUAUGAAACGGAAGAACGAAGAGAUGCAGGGUGAACUGCUGAAUCUGCGCCAACUCUACGACUUUCUCCGUUUGCGUCCCGAGCAUGAAGCUCAGGAAAUCCUCAGGCGCAUUCGAGCGAACCCUCCAGACGCUUCACCAUCUCAGCGUAUCCAAGAGCUAGCAGACUUUGUUCGCCAUGGAGACCUUCACAUUCAACGGCCCUCUUACAGACUGCAUUCUACAUACUACGAACCCGGGUCUGUAACUUUGCCACCUCUACGUCUGGCACUCGACUCGCCCGGUGCUCUAGGGUCCGAUACUCUCUCCUUUCCUGGCAUGUUCUCCAUGGGGUCAGAUGGACCAUCAACUCAACGACGAAGACUCACUUCGGACGUGAGUGUGCCAGCUCGCUCAGAUAGCCAGAGCUCCUUUCAUCCUACUUCGAUAGAGGCUAUCAUAAAUCCGUCUUCCUCUGCUGAAGCUGAAAGUCCGAAAGUUGAUCGGCGAUUGAGGUCAGUACAAAAUUGGACUAAAGCGACGAAUGAUGUUACUCUCUUGGUUGAACUCUUGACGCGGUGGACAACAUGCGAGCACGACUAUUUUCACUAUCUUGAACGAGAUUCUUUCCUUGACGAUAUGGCAAGCGGACGAACCGAUUUCUGUUCCGAACUGCUUGUCAAUGCGAUGCUGGCUUCUGCUUGUCUCCACUCCCCCGCUAUAAGAGACCGAGCCAAACCGUUUUCAAAAAAGUCUUUUACGAUUGUGUUCUAUGAGGAGGCCAUGCGACUAUGGAAGCUCGAAGAAGGCAGGGUCAGUUUGACCAAUUUGCAUUCUGCCAUUGCUCUCUAUAUAGUGUUUGCCAAGUAUUGCAGAGACAAGGACGGCUACGUAUAUCUUUUGGAAGCCUGUCGUAUAGGUCACGAACUUGGUCUUUUCCAACACCAACCGUCGCAAGCCAGCCAGAAGCCACCGCACGUUACGCAAGCCAAAUGGGAUAAAGUCCGAGACGUUACUGCAUGGUCGCUUUUCAACUUUCAACUAUCAAUGUCUUUCGUGUACUCAUUUCCAGUGCCUAUCAGAACUGUACCGUCCGUCACAAUUCCAUAUCGGGACAAACCUGAGAGUGAAGCGUUUUUUCGUUCAGAGUGUGCUAGACACGUUAUCAUUCUCGACUCACUCGAAGCCUUCUCGAGUCGCCAUGAGUCCCACAGACAGAGACAAAUGAAGCCCGAACAGAUAGAAAGGAUCUACCAACGUUUGAAGGUGUGGUUCGAUUCUCGACCGUCAAGUUUGAACCCAGACAAGGUGCCAAGCCGGGAAAACCUUACGAGCGCUAUGCACUACCAUAUACAUGUUUUCCAUUUGUUCCAACCGUUCCUCGAGGGUGAAGCCUACCGUGACCGCUCACGCUCUCUCGUAUCUACUUCACUCAAGGAAAUACGGCGACUUCUUGCUCUGCACGAGCUACGGCAUGGUUGGGACAACGCCAUCCCAAUGGUCAUUUACCCCCUCACUGUCGCAAGUUUUGGUGGUUUAGAAGAGUUGUUCUAUGACCACUCACGCCAAACUCAAGCCGAACAGGACGAGUUAUACCAAGGUCUACUGACGUGCGUUCGCAUCUUCGACGCGUUGGCGAGCUAUAUGUUUUACGCGCAACUACUUUUCCGACUUUUGACUCAAAAGUGUCAGAAGCUUGGUAUACAGCUGCCCGUUGAGCUGCAAAGUAUCCUGAAUUCAUACUUGAGUGAAGAGUGGACGAAAAAUGCAGCUUCGCUUGUCAGCAGUUCGUACGUUGUGGAUACCCGAAAACCGUCGCUAGAUGUGGAGAAUGCUAGGAUGGACGAUAUUAUCUCACAAUGGGAAGGAUUAGCUCUAGACGAGAUAGACGCAGGGAAAACACUGACCGCCAUUAAGUGAGCAAUAUCAAGUGCUGUGCGUUUUACGUGUUGCAGGUGCUGCGGGUGGUGUCAAUCCCUGUCUGUCCUGUCAUUCGUAUCUUGUCUUCCCGAGAAUUGCAACAUGGCCUGCGAUGGACC
Dothidotthia symphoricarpi CBS 119687 is the source of this 2219-nucleotide messenger RNA. RefSeq lists its product as uncharacterized. NCBI's taxonomy places the organism in Eukaryota, Fungi, Ascomycota, Dothideomycetes, Pleosporales, Dothidotthiaceae. The coding region runs from base 1 to 2100 and encodes 699 amino acids. The transcript has 7 exons. The record is from RefSeq and is a predicted model, not a curated record. Gene Ontology annotation, molecular function: zinc ion binding; DNA binding; DNA-binding transcription factor activity, RNA polymerase II-specific. Gene Ontology annotation, biological process: DNA-templated transcription; regulation of DNA-templated transcription.